Messenger RNA from Filobasidium floriforme, 918 nucleotides. Its product is annotated as putative ubiquitin conjugating enzyme ubc1. The record is from RefSeq and is a predicted model, not a curated record. Gene Ontology annotation, biological process: ubiquitin-dependent protein catabolic process; protein polyubiquitination. NCBI's taxonomy places the organism in Eukaryota, Fungi, Basidiomycota, Tremellomycetes, Filobasidiales, Filobasidiaceae. The transcript is spliced from 6 exons. Bases 1 to 918 code for a protein of 305 amino acids. Gene Ontology annotation, molecular function: ubiquitin conjugating enzyme activity. Gene Ontology annotation, cellular component: nucleus.
AUGCCGGUCACCUCAAAGACCACGCUCAAGCGUAUCAACAAGGAAAUCGCCGACUUGCAGAAAGAAGACGUCGGCGAUAUUCUGCUUUACCCGCAAGAAGACAAUAUCCAUCGAUGGACAGGCUGGAUUCCCGGACCUGACGAUGGUCCAUACCAAGGUGGACAAUUUGAAUUGAAGAUCGACCUUCCUACCGACUAUCCCUUCUCUCCGCCUCGCGUAUCCUUUGAGACCCCUAUUUAUCACUGCAAUGUCAACGCUGGCGGGUCCAUCUGUCUCGAUAUUCUCAAGAACAACUGGUCCCCCGCUCUCUCGCUUUACAAAGUCAUGCUCUCCAUCUCGGCGCUCCUUUGCGAACCCAACCCGAACGACCCGCUCGUGGGAAACAUUGCAGCACAACUAAGGAAGAACAAGGCUCAACAUGAUCAGAUUGCCAAAGACCACACGAACCAUCACGCUGCCAGCGCUGCCAACCUGCAGAAACGCGAGAACUACAAACAGUCUCUCCUGUCGAGCGGAAAGCUAAAAGACGGCGCCUCCAAACCCUCGACCCCUGGACCAUCCUCUUCGACCCCCCGAACUCGAUCUCCCGCCGGCCUGCGACCUACCACUGCUUCCGGACGACCUGUAGCCGGGACGGCGAGAGCAAUUUCUUCUACUUCUGUGAAUGCGGAUGCUGUGACCGCGUCGUCUGCUGCGAGAUCCACGAAUGGAGAUUCACCUGUGGAUUUGGAUGCGGAGAUCAAGAAUUCGAUUACGCAACCGGCCGUUCGAGCGGGAACGAGGAGGACCGCGACCGAUGUGGUGGAUAUCACCGAAGAAGGAGAUGACGAUGGGGCCGACACAAGCUCGAGAAGGGUCAGGCCGAGGCGCGACGACGGACGGGGAAAUACAACCGACGACGCAAUCGUUGUCGAUUAG